AACCAGACGGCUUGAAGGCGUGCAUGGUUGCGUCACGUGACUGCCUCGCUUCAAGAUGGCGGCUGUGAAGGGGAGUAGUGAGAGAUCAGGUGGGCUGGAUUGCAUUCUGGAGCCUCUGUGCUUUCCUGAGCAGCGGCCUGCUAGCAUCUCCUCAACGGACGACGGCUGCCCAGUGUGCUGUGUCCUGUGCCCACACACGGCUCCUCUCUCGGAUAAAGACCAGCUCCUAAAGCACCUGCUGCUGGAGCACAAGCUGGUCAUCGCUGACAUCAAACUUGUUGCUGACUUCCCAAAGUACAUGCUUUACUGGAAGAAACGGUUUAUGGAGCAGCCCAUCACAGAUUUCUGCAGCGUCAUCAAGACCAACUCUAAAGGACCUGCCGAGCUGCAGGAGUACUACUUCCUCCUGUGUGACGUCCUUCCAGAGGACCGCAUCCUUCGAGAGAAUCUCCAGCAGAAACGACUGGAGGAAGUUCUUGAACAGCAGCAGAAGGAAAGAGAUGAUACCAGCUUUCAGCGGACCUGCAUGUUCUGUAGUGAAGAAUGUACCGGAAACAGGUCUGUGCUUCUCAAUCACAUGGCCAGAGAGCAUUCGUUCAGCAUCGGCCUUCCAGACAACAUCGUCUACUGCACACAGUUCCUCGAUACGCUGGAAAAAAAACUGGACAAUAUGCAGUGUUUGUAUUGUGAGAAAAUCUUCCGAGACAAGACCACCUUGAAAGAUCACAUGAGAAAGAAACAACACCGACGCAUCAACGGGAGCAAUCACGAGUACGAUCGCUUCUAUGUCAUCAAUUACUUGGAGCUGGGGAAGACCUGGGAGGAAGUGCAGUCUGAGGAUGACCGGGAACUCCUGGAGGAUGAAGAUGAUGACUGGUCUGAUUGGCAGGCUCACCCGGUGUGUGCUGUGUGUCUGUUCUGCGAGCAGCAGGAGGAAACCAUGGACCAGAUUUACUCUCACAUGCAGGAAGCUCAUCAAUUUGAUCUCCAUAAAUUAAAAACAGAUCUCAACCUGAAGUUUUACCAGCAAGUCAAACUCGUGAACUACAUCCGCCGUGAGCUCCACCAGUGCCGCUGUUACGGCUGCCAGAGGAAGUUCGGAACCAAAGAGGAAGUGGUGCGGCACCUAAAGGAGGCCGGUCAUGUGACGCAGCUUCCGGACAGCACACACUGGGACCAACCACAGUACUAUUUCCCGACGUACGAGAACGACGCCCUCCUUACAGCUCUGUCCGACAGUGAGGGCGAGUGUGAUGGAGCCGAACAGAACUCGGACAUCCCAGUGUUCGCCGAGGACAUCUCCAGCCUGAAGGCCUUAAAGCAGACCAGUGUGCUGAACAAACUCCUCAAGAACGGAGGCAGUGCCAACUAAAAUCCUCCCCAGUACACUUCACUAAUGUGGUUUCUCAUACACACUCGACUUUUUUUUUCUUUUCUUUUUUCUUUUUUUUUACAGGACUUCAGUUAAAAAUACCUCUUGAUUUGUGUACAUUUCACUAAGAAAUUUACUUUACAAUGUUAUUUAAUUUGUAUUAAAAAUAACAUUUAUUUCCCAAUUGUUGCAAGUGUAAAAAAAAGUCAUUUAAGAGCGUUCGAAGUGUGCGUUUUACAUUUGCAAUACAGCUGUAUGUUACAUAAUUGGCUUUGGAUGCAAAGUUCAAAUUUACAUUCAGCACCCUGUUUUGUUUUCAGGCCUAAAGUAAUAUAAUAUACUAAUGAAUUGUAAGUCAGUUUAUUGCACAUUUUUCGUUUUGUGACAUUUACACACAAAAGUGUAAUAAGUUAUACACCUAUUUUAUGCCUAAUUAAAAAAAAACUUUAUUCAGAUA
Silurus meridionalis is the source of this 1829-nucleotide messenger RNA. RefSeq names its product zinc finger protein 277 (gene znf277). Bases 56 to 1372 code for a protein of 438 amino acids. The transcript has 12 exons. The record is from RefSeq and is a predicted model, not a curated record. NCBI's taxonomy places the organism in Eukaryota, Metazoa, Chordata, Actinopteri, Siluriformes, Siluridae.